Phalacrocorax carbo (great cormorant) is the source of this 5470-nucleotide messenger RNA. The record is from RefSeq and is a predicted model, not a curated record. NCBI's taxonomy places the organism in Eukaryota, Metazoa, Chordata, Aves, Suliformes, Phalacrocoracidae.
CGGUAAAACCCAGUCUCAGCUCGCCCCUGAGGGAAAAGUCGGCGGCCCGGCAGAGCCUGCUCUCACCGCCUCGCCUCUGGCAGAGGCACCGCCCGCUCCCCGGAGGGAGCCAUGGCGGCGGGGGCCGUGCCGGAAGGGGCCGUGCCGGGCUGGGCUGGGCGGUGGCGCCCGGCAGCUCCGCGGACUCCAGAGCGAUGCUGCCACUGCUCCGUCGGGCUUGGGUGGCCGCUGCCACCGCCCCACGGUGGGGGACACGACGGUGCAGCCUGGGCGCCUGCUGCUCCUACCGCCUGCGAAACGCCCUGCACCCGCUUUGGCAGAGUCCGCUUACAAUUCCUGGAGGCACCCGACAGUCACCUAUCAAUAUCCAGUGGAGAGACAGCGUUUAUGACCCCUUUCUGAAGCCUCUGAAAAUCAGCUACGACCCGACAACAUGUCUUCACAUCUGGAACAACGGAUAUUCAUUCCUGGUUGAGUUUGAUGAUUCUACUGAUAGAUCGAUAAUCGUUGGAGGUCCCUUGGAAAACCAGUACAGGCUGAAGCAGUUCCACUUCCACUGGGGAGCCAUAAAUGAGUGGGGUUCAGAGCACACCGUUGACAGUAAAUUUUACCCGGCAGAGUUGCAUUUAGUACACUGGAAUGCUGUUGUGUACCCGACUUUUGAAGAAGCUGUAAUGGAAGGUAACGGCUUGGCUGUUAUUGGAGUGUUUCUAAAGCUGGGAGCACAUCAUGAAGGGCUGCAGACACUGGUUGAUGCCUUGCCGGCAGUUAAACACAAGGACACUGUUAUCGAGUUUGAUGUCUUUGAUCCCUCCUGUUUGAUACCUUCAUGCCCUGAUUAUUGGACCUACGCAGGCUCUCUGACUACUCCCCCUCUUACCGAAUCGGUCACAUGGAUUAUCAAGAAGAAGCCAAUAGAGGUUGAUGAAAAUCAGGUACUGAACGAGUGGUGGGUGGCUCCGAGUCCUUCACAUGCCAUUCUGAUGGUGAGAGAUAGACUGGAGGCAUUUCGGAUGCUGCUCUUUACUUCAGAUGGUGAAGAAGAAAAGAGAAUGGUAGACAACUUUCGCCCUCUUCAGCCGUUAAUGAAUCGCACCGUCCGUUCAUCCUUCCAAAGCAGGCAUCUCUUGAACACUGAAGUACAGCCCGCGGACCAUGCUGAGCUGAUCAGGCCAUAGAUGGCCCAUGAAAUGUCAGCCCAGACUGCAAUACCUGCGUAUAACUGAUGUCAUUUUUCAAUCACUUUCUUUUUUCUGCAGCGUGUGUAUGCUGUACAGUUUCACAGCCAGCCAGUUUCAGUUCUAAGUGCCAUUUGACCUUCAGUAGAGAGGCUGUGGGUUUCUUAGUUUUGCCUCUUUUAAGAAGUAAAUAAUAUUAACCCUUAACAAAUUGACUUGCUUUAAAGCAGGGACUGAUAAGGAAUUAUUUUGAUAGCUAAAGGAAAAAUAAGGGCAGGAGAUCUCUUCCCCUGCCUCUUGUCUGAAUUGUUCUGUGUCUCUUCCAAUGCUCUUCCAGUGACUUGCAUGAAUUAAUAAUCCCAACUACAAACAUGUUAGCAAGCAGGAAGUGUGAAGAAAUGAAAGUGUUAAUACUGAUCAGAUCAGAUUGUUUCAGAGGCUUGGGAAGAGAACUAGCUUCUCUGCUCACAUAUAGAGUCACUUUGUCUUCUUCCCUUUUUCUUGGUGCUCAGGAUGACAAGAGGAGAAGGAAAAAAUGACUUACAGAAUCUAAUUCCCAUUCUAUUGACUGUGUGAUCCAUGUUUGGUUCGGAUGCCACAGAAUGUCCACUCUAUCUACACCACGAGCCAGAUGACUUUUUCUAAAACCUUAUAACAAGUGUAGAAGCUUUAGCUUUGGCAGCUUUUACUUUUCUGUUUUAAUAAUGUGCCAGGAGAAGAGAGCAGAAGAGAAUUCACCAGUGUCUCAAGACUGGCAAGAGCAGCAAAUCAGGCGAAAAUGCCCAGUUGAUCCCAGGAAAUUGAUCACAUCAGAGGAAAGCAAAUUAGGUAAGGCUCAGCUGACGCUCCCAGUGGGGUUUGGCGGAGGAACCCAAACAAUUUCUGAAACCUAAUCCAGUGCUAGGAGAGCACGGACAAAAUGCAGCAUUCAGAUAUUCAGAUACUUGAAAGGUUUUUUCCAGUAACUCACAGAGCACCAGUGCACUCUCUUCAAAGUUUUGCCUUAAGAUGUACUUUUCUUAUAAAAAGAGUUAUCUAGCUUGAUGAUAACUGGGGACCAGAUUGUAUUUAUAGCACCUUAUGGUAAGGGAGUUCAGUGGUGGUUGAAAUUUCUUUGUGGGCCAGACAAACUUGUUGUGUAAGCUGCCAGCUGUGGAGCCUUAGCCUAGCGUUACGGUCCAAUUCCCACUAGUAUUAUCUACCUCUGAAGUAUACUACUAGCCAUCAUUUUCUCUCAAGCACCUUUCUCACUGACUUUUUAUGCUUUACUGGAUUUAACAGUGUGCCGGUGCAUGAAAUUCAUGUACCAAAUGUACACAUUUUCUGAUGAGGAGCAGGUCUGUCUGUAAACUAGUGAUGUGAUCUUGAUUGAUUGCAUCUGAGGAGCCUUCUUGGAGAACAGAUGUUACUUGGUCUGCUUCUGCCAGUAAGCAAACUCACUGGUUGCUGGUGUGAUUCAGCACGCGUGAGGCCAGGACACUAGCUUGUCAAUGCUAGAUUCAGAACUUUAGAAUCAAUACUUUGGUUUUUUAAGUCCAAGUUUUCAGUUUAAACGCACUUUAACACUAUUUAGUGUGACCGUGAUGAUUUGAAGGCUUUUGAAUAUUUGUGUUUAACCAACUCAGUGCCCAGGUCCUGCCUUUGCCUCCUGAAUAGCUCUACCUCAGCCUGUUGUUAGGUUGUGCCUUUCUCCCUUGGCAAUUUGAAAUGUGGCCACUUAACUGUAGAAUGAUGUGGUAAAUACAAGAAAAAUCUCACUUCUACCCCAAUGUAGUGUACUUAUUUUUACUGUGUAGGAUAUUCAGUGUGGCAGAAUAUAUCUUCAGUUUCAUUACCCCCCCCAAGCCGUUACCGCUCAGUUGAACUUUACCGCCUUGGUUGAGCUCUGUAGAACUAUACCCGCUGUACUGGCUUGGUUGAACGAUACCGUCUCAGUUGAACUAUGCAGUGUUUGGUAUCAUGAGAUGGACCUUUUACUUUAUUCCUGGUCUGCAGAAUCACAUCAGUGAUGGUUUUGCCAGCAAACGAUGGGUCCCAAAAUAAUUUUGGAAGGGACACCCACAGUUCUGGCUAAAGGGAAAGAAUUCUUUUGCUUUCAGCGUGAGCAUACUGGGUCUAGUAAUUGUGAAGCUUGAGGUUUUCAUUCAGUGGUGGUCUCGCAAAUGCUUUUCUGAGGAGGACCCUGUAGAAAGACGGCUGUGAUUCAGAACUGGCAUGUAUCUUGUCUAUCUCUGAGAUUUUUGCUACUUGUUAUUAGUAGUUAGGAAAAACUGUAAUAUAAAGACAUCUUAAUGUUGCCUUCACAUCUAAAAAUACAGGUGACUUGGUAGCACUCACCUAGCUACAGGUAGCCUGCAUCAGUAUCCCUAUUGUACACCAAUGGGUCCUCUAAAAAGCUUCAUGAAAUUCCUCAACGUUUUUUAGUUGCCUUGGCAAUUUUCACCAAGUUUUUGUGCACCUCUGAUCCACUGAGCUUGUCCCACUAGUUAGCUUGUCUCACUAGCUAAUACAGCUUUCCUAGCAUAUGCAAAUACAAAAUACAGGUUUUGUUCUUAGGGAACUACCGUGGUGUAAAUGUUUCUAAUCUUCAGAGGCUUCAUAAGGCAGUAGUACGCUCGUACCCAACUGAGUUCUCAAGGGUUAGGUUUGCUCCACGGAACCAAAUUUCCUUCCUUGGCGUGUAAAUCUUUUUACCACACUCAGCACCAUGCAUCCCUUAGAGAUGAUGCUGAAUAUUCUAUUUUCAGUGACCUGUUUAAAAAUCUCAUAGAGGUUUACUGUUAAAGUGUUGUCAUGGAAGUUCUGUUAGAGAAUAGGUGUAUUAUCCAGUCACGUAGUUAAUAAGCUAUACUCCAUGCACACUUAGUCACAUCUAAGUAUACUGACAUAAAAUUAACCAAUUUCAAUUUCAGCACUGAUCAUUUCAAAUAUCUGCAAACAGGGUCAACGUAGAAAAAGUUAACUACUGUGCUACAAAAACAAGCUUUACAGGGAUUUUCUGUUACAGUUAUUUUGCUGGUUUUGAGUCUUGCAUUUACGUGUUAGUGUUGUAGCAUCCUGGUUAAGGUAGGCAGUAUCUCAGUUGCAGGGGAUGUUGUUGUUGGAACUGGCAGCCUGGAAAUGAACAGAAAGGGGGUUUUGGUGUUUUUUCUUUUUUUCAACGUCUAUGUUACAAUGACUGUAUUGGCCUUGCAAAAGCUAACUUAAAGAAAAAUAAUUCUCUGUGCCUGCACAUGUAUGUAAAAUGGGAGAUGGGAUACAAUUCCUUCGCCUUAUUCUCUCAGUUGUGGGGGAGGGAAUGAUUUGAUUUGAUGGUUGGACCAGAGCUAAUAUUUGUAAUGAUUUUGCACAACUAAGUUAAUCUCUAUUUGAAAGGUGUCUGUGCAGGAAACUUUAGGCUCUUUUAGAUGGUACAAUACAAAAGGGUCAAAGCCCACGUUUGCAUACACAUAGUAGUCACUUCCGUUACUUUGUACUGUACUGGGAGGCGUUCCUGUGGUGAUAAGUACUAGGGAUUAGAGACUGUAAUAGAAAUAAUGUUGAGGACAGCUUAUUGAAAUGGGAGUAGAAGGUUCUUGAGCGUGGAUCUGCAUCCAUGUUGGUCUGGCUUCCAACUGCCUUUCAAUAUUUCUACUAAAGAUCGCUCCUCUCAGAAGUCUUCACCAUUGGAACGACUUCAUUUGGCGUUUGAAUGUUUGAUCCAUAUUCCUACAUUCCAGAACUUUCACAGCAGUGCGCUUCAGGUGUACGCCAUGACGUAUACCUGCCCAGUCUGUUGUCUUCUGUCAUGGAUGGCUUGUGUUGCUAUUUUUUUACCGCAAGUCUGACAGGAGUGUAUCUUUUGGCUUUGAAAGCUAUAGAAAUGGAGACUGCUUUGAUUUCACAAAAAUCUACUGGCUUUUGGAGUACUGGAAUUCUACACAGCUUACUUUGGAGGAAGGGUCCCUUUUUUCUGCUCAAUUUCAUAGUCUGUUGUAUUUGCUUUAAAAAUUGAAUGCCUUAAUUUUGAAUGUCUUGUAUUUCUUGGCACAUCUUUGCUUUUUUCUUUGUGCAUCUUGUUUUUGUGGCAGUUAUUACCUUGUGUAUUUUCAUGUAUGUUAUCUGCCUAAUCAUAAUUUACUGAAGUAAUUGUUCUUGCAGGCAAUAUGUGUAACAGGGAAAGCCUUUUGUUCUGUUAGGAUACGGGCCUUUUCCUUUGGUUUUCACCUGAUGUAAAGAAACUUCUAGCUGCUGUAUUUUAAACCAUUCAAAUUAGUGUGCGACUAUGUAAUAAAGAAACACAGAGAAACCUG